Molecule: messenger RNA, 908 nt
Organism: Drosophila subobscura
Lineage: Eukaryota; Metazoa; Arthropoda; Insecta; Diptera; Drosophilidae
Product: replication stress response regulator SDE2
Exons: 2
Coding region: 110-838 (242 amino acids)
Cellular component (GO): nucleus
Source: RefSeq, a predicted model, not a curated record
UUGCGCCGAUAAACGCUUUCUCUUUCUAACACACACCCUGGCAGGCAGAUGCAGCAGCACAAAAGGGAAGCGCAAAAGUACAACACAACCAAAAGGGAAAGGCAGAGAAAUGGUGAUUAAUAUUCUUCUAAACAAUAAACAGUUAAUUGUUUUCGACAAUGGAAUCAACUAUAAUGAUAUAUGCACGAAAAUCGAGGAGUCCACACACUUGCAACGCGACGAUUACUACCUCGUGAGCAAUGGCAAACGCUUGACUGGCGACUCAACCUCAACUCAACAUGAGAGCAUCCACUGCAUGCUCCGCCAGGUGGGCGGCAAGGGUGGUUUCGGCUCCAUGCUGCGUGCGAUUGGGGCCCAGAUCGAGAAGACCACAAACCGCGAGGCCUGCCGAGAUCUGAGUGGGCGUCGCCUGCGCGACAUCAACGAGGAGAAGCGCGUCCGCGCCUGGCUGGGAAAGCAGGCGGAGCGGGAGCGCGAGCGGGAGGAGCGGAAGAAGCGAAAGAUUGAGAAACUUCUGGCCGUGCCCAAGCACGACUUCAAAGACGAAAAGUACGAGGAGGCCAGGGCCAAUCUGACGGACAAGGUGAGCGACGCCUUCGAGGAGGGUCUCAAGCAGGCCGAGGAAAUCAAAGAGAAGCAGGCAGCAGCCACCGAACAGCCAUCCGUCAGUGGCGUCAAGCGGAAAGCCCCAGCCAACGACAAGACAAAGGCCAAAAAGAAUAAAAAGGGAACACUCUGGAUUGGUGAUGAUAUCUCGGGCACCGACACAGACGACAGCGACAGCUCCAGCGGCGAGGAGCAGCCAGAGACAAAGAAAAAAGUAGCAAUUAAAAGUUGAAAGAUUUAGUUUUAAUAUUAAGCACUAGGAGGAAUAAGAGCAUAAAUAAACGAUGAUUGAGGGACACAUA